Pisolithus orientalis is the source of this 1287-nucleotide messenger RNA. RefSeq lists its product as uncharacterized. The transcript has 5 exons. Lineage: Eukaryota; Fungi; Basidiomycota; Agaricomycetes; Boletales; Pisolithaceae. Bases 163 to 1221 code for a protein of 352 amino acids. The record is from RefSeq and is a predicted model, not a curated record. Gene Ontology annotation, biological process: lipid metabolic process.
UGAGCGGAAGAGUAAUGGUGUACGAUUCUGGUACGAUUCGCAUCGAACACAUCAAAUUACCCCCCACCCGGGUUCUUACUGCGGCCGAAGGUACUUAACGCAGUCCUCGGACUGUGGAGUAUUCUCGAUAAAUUUCUCCAUACAAGUCGAUCGUGUCAGCUGAUGGGUGUACUUUUCAUCGUUGCCCAAUGCCUCACACUAGCCGUCGCCGCCUUAGACCUCAAGUCAACAUUGUGGCGUAUCCUUGGUUGUAGUUCCGUCGUUGCGCUCAUUGCGAUAGACAUGGCAGUCUCUCACACCGGGACUGGAUAUUUUGACUAUAGCUUCGGUGCUACCCUGGGCGCUGCUGUCCUGGACGUCAUCCGGUUUUUGCUACUGAUACACCCUCUGGAGGAGUAUCGUCAUGAAACAGAUAGGGUUCCCGCACAUCAGUUGUCAUAUAUUCAGAGAUUUUUCUGGAUAAUGAGCAUUUCGCCAAGGGGUAUCGGGUGGUCAUUCAAAGCCGACCACAGUGUUCCUCCUGUUGAACCACAUCACCUGACUCGAAGGGCAUUCAUCGCUUCGCGGUUGCGUCGCAUACUGGUUUAUUACCCUCUCUUUGAAGCCGCCCAAUUGUACAUUCGUUGUAACCCAGUUUUCUCGUCCGGGGCGCCUCUCUUUUCCCAGGGGUAUUUGUUGGGUUGGCUUAAUACCAUGGCGAUGCCCUUCCGUUUCUACGCAGGCCUCAAUUGGAUCCACUCUUUAGCGGCCGUAAUCGCGGUGGGAACUGCUCUCCAUGAACCACAGCUGUGGCCGGUUCCUUUCGGGAAGUUGAAAGGCGCGUAUACAAUUCGGAGGUUCUGGGGGCGGACCUGGCAUCAAUUUUCUCGAAAUACCCUCACCCUCUUUGGUCCUCAUCGGCACAAACGUAGUCCUUGGGAUCGUGAUCCUUCCUCGGAUCCCAAGGAAAGGGAGCGUGAGCCAUGGGUAAAAUCAUAUACCAGGCUCUGUAAUGCUUUCCUUUGUUCCGCAUUUAUGCACACGUGCGGUGAUGUCGUGCUCCAAUUCAAGAUAUGGGAUAACACUUCACCCACUACUGGUUCUCUUCAGAGGGCGAACCACCCCUACAUUAUAGGCUUUUCCAUUCCAUUCUUUUUGUUGCAACCCGUUGGAGUGCUGGUGGAAGACGUCGUCAUAGAAGCAGGGAAGCGGCUAGGAUUGAGGAAGAGGGAUGUGGGAUGAAGUGCGAUCGGAUACCUCGGAGGAGCAAGGGAUGGGGUAACCGUUCUUGAAAGAGUCGCUGACAAG